UUUCCGGUGAAAGCUGUACAACAGUGAUGGAUGGUACAAGAAGUAUGUAAAUAAGGCGAGUUGUUCCGAAUGAAGAUAAAGGAUGACAAAAUAUAUAUAAAUAGUUAUCUGAAAAUUAGGAAAAUAAAACAAGAAAUUUGUAAAUAUGAGUCUCUCUAAACUUACAAAGCGAGGAGACAGUACCAAGAAAGGUGAAGAAAAUGUAGAAGAUUUUCUUAAAAAUCUUUUUAAUGAAGUACUAGUAGAAGAAAGAUGGGCAUCAGAAAUAUCCGACUUAAAAAGUGCUAUGAAAGAAAUAAUGGAGCGUUUCGUUAUUGAAGCUUUCGAAACAACUGAUGAGGAUGAAAAUGAAAGUUUGAAGAAGCAGUUAAAACCAGUUGGAAGUAUGGAAGAUGGUACAAGCAUAUGUAAACCUGACGAAUUUGAUUUCAUUUUCGAAAUUCCAUACACUGGCUAUGAAUCAAAGCCGUCAGCUAACCUUGACACAGUUACUUUUCCAGUCAAUCACUCGCCUAGACUUGUUGUUAAGCCAGGUGAUAUGAGAUUUCGUCGAUUGUUUCGGGACGGAGCUGAAGUAAAAUCUACAAACUUCUUACAACAUUUCGGUAUGAAGUUCAAGAAAGCAGUUGUUGCUCUAAGUGAAGCAGAACCUGUCAGAAGAUGUGGUUACAGUUUACAGAUGCGUGAUCCGAGUUGUCCUGGUUGCUACAGUGGAUUUCAAGGACCAGCAUUUCAUCUGCACAAUCACUUGGCGUGGAUUUCUCCAUCUGGUGAAGAGCAUUUUGUUUCCAUUGACUUGGUUCCAGCAGUUGUAAUGCAAGAUGAGGAACUCUGCAAACAGGCGCCAAAGUUUGACGAUAACGACACGGACGCUAGAGAGCAUGGGACCCGCUCGAAAUAUUAUCUAAUACCCAUCAAGAGUCGAUCGAUUGUCAUGUCUUUGAGGGUAUUUAUUGAUGGAGAGAGUGAAAAGAGGAAAGACUUCGCUACUUCAAAUUUCGCAAUAUCAUUUGUUGAAUAUGAAAAUGAUAUAAUGAAGCAAUGGAAAAGAGAAACGUCGUUGUACCAUAGUUGGUACAUUUGUUACACAUUAUUGAAAUGUUUUGGAACAAUUAAUCAUAGCUGUACUGGUCACGUUAAUAUAGAGGAAUCAGGGAAUGCGUCAAUACAAGCUAUAACACCCUUUUCACAUCCAGAACACAAUGAAACGCUAUCGAGUUACGCGUGGAAACUUUUGAUAUUUGAACAAGCAAAGAUAUCCAACGGGGAACGACUUUCUCUGUAUACUUGUUUUGACUCUAUUAUAUCCAUGCUUCAUCCAAGGAACCUCAGCAGUAUCUCAGAGGUAAGGAUUAAUUCUUUCUGGUGCCAAGAAGUAAUGGAGACGGUUUAUCUCAGGCAGAAAAAUUCAGAUCAGAGUACGGAUCUUGUUGUCAAAAUGGCCGAGUUGAACUCGCUUAUACAAGACAUACAAGAUGAUGAAAGAUACAACUAUGAUUUUUACAAGAAUAAACUUUUCAAAAUUUUCACGAAACUGGAAGAAGCUUUAUCAGAACAUGUGCCUUGAGCAGUCGCAAUACCACCAAUAAGGUACAAAGAACUUGAUUGAAGUUUCUUAGUACCGUAGAAUAAGAAUGUAAACGUAUUUUUCUUGACUGCCACAAAAUCCAACAUACAAAAAAACAGUGCCAAUCAAUAUAGCUCUCAUAGUAUAUGGCAAUCGCAACUUCUCGCCACUUUACAACAAACUUCAGAUGUGGACCUCGAACAAAAUAGUAAGAUUACAAAGAAUGGAUACGGCUUUUCGACUUAACAUGUAAACAAAAAGAAAAAAUGUAGUAAUUUAAUGCUGGGAGCUUUUAUCUAAAUUUAUUUUAAUCAAUUGAAUAAAAGUCCACCUAAAUUAAGGAAAUAUUACAGUAAACUGUUCGGUAUGCUGUCAAAACUCGCUUUGAUAGAAUUGCUUAUGCUUAACUUGUCUAGCUAUGUUAAAUUGAUAAAAUAGACACAAUUAAAA
Messenger RNA from Ruditapes philippinarum (Manila clam), 2017 nucleotides. RefSeq lists its product as uncharacterized. The coding region runs from base 146 to 1567 and encodes 473 amino acids. Lineage: Eukaryota; Metazoa; Mollusca; Bivalvia; Venerida; Veneridae. The record is from RefSeq and is a predicted model, not a curated record. The transcript has 2 exons.